Molecule: messenger RNA, 1841 nt
Organism: Drosophila persimilis
Lineage: Eukaryota; Metazoa; Arthropoda; Insecta; Diptera; Drosophilidae
Gene: Lis-1
Product: lissencephaly-1 homolog
Exons: 8
Coding region: 88-1323 (411 amino acids)
Biological process (GO): vesicle transport along microtubule; retrograde axonal transport; nuclear migration
Cellular component (GO): cytoplasmic microtubule; nuclear envelope; microtubule associated complex
Molecular function (GO): microtubule plus-end binding; dynein complex binding
Source: RefSeq, a predicted model, not a curated record
AUGAAUUACAAAAUUGGUAACUGCACGAAUUGAAAACGGAAAAAGCGACCAAAAAAGACCAGAAAACUAGCCAAAUCGGAGAACAGUAUGAAAAUGGUGUUGUCGCAGCGGCAGCGCGAGGAGCUUAACCAAGCGAUUGCCGAUUAUCUAGGCUCAAAUGGCUACGGCGACUCACUUGAGACCUUUCGCAAGGAGGCCGAUGUCAGCACAGAGUCAGAGAAGAAGUUUGGCGGUCUACUGGAGAAGAAGUGGACAUCGGUCAUACGGUUACAGAAGAAAGUGAUGGAACUAGAGGCUAAGCUUACCGAAGCUGAGAAGGAGGUUAUCGAGGGGGCGCCCACAAAGAACAAACGCACUCCCGGCGAAUGGAUACCUCGCCCACCAGAGAAGUACUCUCUGACUGGUCAUCGAGCCAGCAUAACGAGGGUUAUAUUUCACCCAAUUUUUGGCCUCAUGGUUUCAGCAUCGGAAGAUGCCACCAUUAAGAUUUGGGAUUUUGAAACUGGCGAGUAUGAGCGCAGUCUAAAAGGACAUACCGACUCUGUGCAGGACGUGGCAUUCGAUUCUCAGGGCAAGCUCUUGGCUUCCUGCAGCGCUGACUUGUCCAUUAAGUUGUGGGAUUUCCAGCAGAGCUACGAAUGUGUUAAAACAAUGCAUGGUCACGAUCACAAUGUAUCAUCGGUGGCCUUUGUGCCCGCUGGCGACUAUGUUCUGUCUGCUUCACGUGAUCGAACCAUCAAAAUGUGGGAGGUGGCCACCGGAUACUGCGUGAAGACAUAUACAGGCCAUAGGGAGUGGGUACGAAUGGUGCGAGUGCACAUUGAGGGCAGCAUCUUUGCCACAUGCUCAAAUGAUCACACAAUACGUGUUUGGCUGAUGAAUUCAAAAGACUGCAAGGUUGAAUUACGCGAUCAUGAGCACACCGUGGAGUGCAUUGCCUGGGCUCCGGAAGCCGCAGCAUCAGCGAUAAACGAAGCAGCCGGAGCGGACAACAAGAAAGGUCACCACCAGGGCCCAUUCCUUGCAUCCGGUUCUCGAGAUAAAACUAUACGCAUUUGGGAUGUGAGCGUCGGACUGUGCCUGCUCACGCUGAAUGGCCAUGACAAUUGGGUGCGUGGCUUGGCAUUCCAUCCGGGUGGCAAGUAUUUGGUGUCGGCCAGUGAUGACAAGACCAUCAGGGUCUGGGACUUGCGGAACAAGCGAUGCAUGAAGACGCUCUACGCACAUCAGCAUUUCUGCACCUCCAUAGAUUUUCACAAGGCGCAUCCGUACGUCAUCAGCGGCAGUGUGGAUCAAACAGUUAAGGUCUGGGAGUGUCGUUAAAGCAAAGUUAACUCAGCAAAACUUUUGCUUACUUCUCAAUUUAAACAUAAAGCUAUUAUAAUAAAUCACACACCACACACACAUACAAAAACAACAACAAAAACAGUCUCGGCCACCUCCAGCAAGUUUAUUUUCUAGACGCUUUCAGUGUCAGCGUCCGUGAGCAAAAUGAACAUAGUGUAUUUUAAACCCGAAUGCAAAAUCGCGAAAAGAAUUAUUUAUUUAAUUGUACGCCCUUCUAACUAACUAUGUAACUACCUACCUACUAUAUAAAAAGUACAUAUACGUUAAUGCCUAUGCAUAUACACCUACGAUUAUUAUUAUCGUUUAAUGUAAUGCUGUCUGGUCGGUCGACCCUUCGCUAAUCCCAAGCAGCGGCUCGCUAAGCAAAACAGGCACAAGCUGAAAAUUACGUCUAUACUUGAAUGAUGAAUGGAAACGGAGUAUUGGCAAUUGUACAACCAAAUAUAUUCAUCUGAAAAAUGUUCCAGUAGAUAAAUAUUGAUUUUCCACCCACA